Naumovozyma dairenensis CBS 421 is the source of this 327-nucleotide messenger RNA. It is a transcript of the gene RDS3, whose product is annotated as U2 snRNP complex subunit RDS3. Gene Ontology annotation, cellular component: precatalytic spliceosome; catalytic step 2 spliceosome; U2 snRNP. Gene Ontology annotation, biological process: mRNA splicing, via spliceosome. The record is from RefSeq and is a predicted model, not a curated record. Lineage: Eukaryota; Fungi; Ascomycota; Saccharomycetes; Saccharomycetales; Saccharomycetaceae. The transcript has a single exon. The coding region runs from base 1 to 327 and encodes 108 amino acids.
AUGUCACGUCAUCAGUUCGACUUAGUAAUGUGUAUGAAACAACCAGGAACUCAUAUUGGUUUAUUGUGUGAGAAAUGUGAUGGAAAAUGUCCCAUUUGUGAUUCAUAUAUUAGACCUAAGAAUAAAGUGAAAAUAUGCCAUAAUUGUGCAUUUGGGAAAAGUGGAUCAUCUUGUAUAAUAUGUGGGAAUCCAGGUAUUAAUAAAGCUUAUUAUUGUUGGGAAUGUUGCAAACAGGAAAAGGAUAGAGAUGGAUGUCCGAAAAUUAUCAAUAUUGGUAGUAAUAGGACUGAUAAAUAUUUUGAAAAGAAAAGUAUAGAGCAUAAAUGA